AUGUGUAGUAACAAAUUUGUAACCAUGUUUAGUUGUGGAAGUGAAGAAGCCUUAAUUGAUUCCAACAAGGAAGAGGCCAAUGAAGCAAAAAAAUCGACUGGAGAUAGAAAUGGUGCUAAUUGGGAUGACAAUCUUACCCAGCAGAAAGACACCACAUGGAGCAAAGGGAUAAUUAGUUUGGGAUUUCUUCGGGUUCAGGGUUUAAAACCUUCUAUUAUUGGAGGAUUUAGUGGAUUAUCUGCUUUUAUGGGAGUUGCAGCAACAUUUGUAUCUGCAAAGAUGAUCAAGAGAUUUGGCGUUCUAAAGAUUCUCCCUGUGCAUGCAUAUCGUGUGGUUUUGAUCUCAAUGAAGAACUGGGUAUCUCAACCAGAAAGGGAGAUUUCUUCACAAGCCACCAUCCCACUUUACGCUCGCAGUCGAGGCGAGGUGACACAUCGAUCUCUACCUCCCCUCGCCUCGCCUCGCCUCCCCUUUCCGUCGAUCUCUGCCACCUCUCCUUCCCUCUCCCUCCCCAUCCCCAUCCCCAUCCCCAUCCCCAUCCUCCCCUCUGCUGCUGCUGCUGCUACGAAAUCGCGAAUUGCAGCAUCAGCGUGA
Molecule: messenger RNA, 594 nt
Organism: Fraxinus pennsylvanica
Lineage: Eukaryota; Viridiplantae; Streptophyta; Magnoliopsida; Lamiales; Oleaceae
Source: the annotation of a GenBank genome assembly